AACCGAAUUAUGCCCGAAUCCAUUUAUGGACGAGUCGGGCCCAACAUGAACAAUAACUUCAAGCCCGAACUUGAUUGUCAGGCCUAAACAUGAACUCGUUUAGGUCUCUCCGAGCCCAUUUUAUCUUGAAUUCGAGAGAUUAAAGAUUAUUCUAAUAGGAUUACGCCCUAAUUCAUUUAUGGAUGAGCCGGGCCGGCAUGAACAAAAACUCCAAGCCUAAACAUGAACUCAUUUAGGUCUCUCCGAGCCCAUUUUACCUUGAAUUCGAGAGAUUAAAGAUUAUUCUAACAGGAUUAGGCCCAAAUUCAUUUGUGGACAAGCCGGGCCAGCGUGAAAAAACUCCAAGCCCGAACUUGAUUGUCAGGCCCGGCCCAAACAUGAACAAUCUCCGAGCCCAUUUAGGCCCGUUUCCGAUCCCCUCAUUCUCUACUAUAAGUUUCUCCACGGCCCGAAAAUUCCACUCCUUUGUUACUUCUCCCCUUUCCUUCUCAUGGCGUCUCCACCAAACCCUAACAACUCGCCGCCCGCCGUUGCCGUUGACCACCACCGCCUUCAAUUUACUCCGGUCAAUUUACCUGUCACUUCCCCUAUGGCAAAUGCUAUUCCUGAGGGUAUUGUGGAUAUAACCAGUCUGACUGAAUCAAGCACUGGCGAGAAGCGAAAAAGAGAAGGAAGAUUAAGAUCAAGAGUUUGGCAGCACUUUACGAAGCUAAUAAAGGAGGAUGGAACUUGUGACAAAUGCAAGUGUAAUCAUUGUCAUAAAAUCUUCACUUCUUCAACCCGAAGUGGGACGACUCAUUUGCUUCGUCAUAUAAGUGAAGGAAUAUGUCCAGCAUUUAAGAGAGUCAAAACGGAAAACACACCAACAGUUUUCGGUUAUGUGGGUGGUAGCAUAGACCGAAAAGUUAGUGUAAGCCCUUGGAAGUAUGAUCAAGAACUAGGUCAAGCAUCUUUUGAACAGUCACUUGAUGCACAUGAUGACUUGUUGCCAAUGGGGCUAGAUGAUAUUGAACGUCCAACAUGCACUGUGUCGGAAGGUGACUACAGUGGCGGCCAAAUAUCAAUCCCUGUAUUUUCAAAACCACCUCAACAACCUGCUGUGAAGUCAUCCCAUCCUAUUGCAGAACCAUGGAUGACCGAGUUGAGGGCUUGUGUAGGUAAACUCGUCGAACUCACAAAUGCACGAGUGCCAAAGUCUAGCAGCAUUGUUAACAAGACUCAUGUGGCUGUUAGUACUCCCGAUCUCUCUAUAGCUUCCAUUGUUAAGUGCUUGAAUGAGAUGGAGGACAUCCCACAAUCAAGUUCUAUGUAUUUAGAUGCUUUGGAUAUCGUAAGGGAUCCAGAAGAAAGAGAGUGUUUCGUGUGCUUAAACCCAGAACCACGUAGGAGAUGGCUCCAAAGGAUGUUGCAUCGUCGUUUUCCCUUACGCUAUACCACCAACAUUUGACCAACUGUAAGUAGUAUCGAUUGCUGAAAGCACAAUCAGCUUCUGGAGGAUCACAAAACUUGCGCGCGAUAUGUUCUCAUACUUGUUAUCAAGGUUUGGUUCUUGACAUAUGUUGCCAUGAACUUGUGUUAUAUAUAUACUGUACAAUUUCUGUUUAUUUCAAAUGUGGGAUUCCAAUUCCAUACUAGAUUAAAUGUUGGGAAGCUUAAUUAUUAUGCUAUCUGAAUAUCAAGAAUAAUGAUAUCAUCUUGUUCUUUUUUGGAAAA
Messenger RNA from Capsicum annuum, 1713 nucleotides. RefSeq lists its product as uncharacterized. The transcript has 2 exons. The coding region runs from base 491 to 1447 and encodes 318 amino acids. Gene Ontology annotation, molecular function: DNA binding. Lineage: Eukaryota; Viridiplantae; Streptophyta; Magnoliopsida; Solanales; Solanaceae. The record is from RefSeq and is a predicted model, not a curated record.